Crotalus tigris (Tiger rattlesnake) is the source of this 1056-nucleotide messenger RNA. RefSeq lists its product as uncharacterized. The transcript has 2 exons. The record is from RefSeq and is a predicted model, not a curated record. Bases 183 to 1037 code for a protein of 284 amino acids. NCBI's taxonomy places the organism in Eukaryota, Metazoa, Chordata, Lepidosauria, Squamata, Viperidae.
UGGUGUGUGGAGGCCGCAGGGCCCUCAGAUUGUCUCGCGGCAUCUCUAGGACGUUCCGGGGGCGGUGGGCUUGUUGGAGGACCGACGAACAGCUGAGAAGGAUCUCCUUCAGCUCCGUUCCCUCCGGAAAGGGUCCAGCAUGCCGGGUGCACCCGCUCGCGCACCUGAAGUUUCAUACCAGCAUGGAGGAUAACACGGCUUCCCAGUCCAGGGCCACCUCUCCUUCCUCUUCAGUCCGGAAAAGGCACAGAUCUCCUUCACAAGAGGCCGCUGGCGGGAUCACAGCCAAGGUCAGGCCCAAGGCUGCUUCUGGGGGGAAAACCUCCAAAUUGGCUGAAAGACAGGCUAGCAGGAGACACCAGGCAUUGGAAAAAGAGUUUGAAAAAGCUCAAAAACAGGCCAGGGCUGAGACUGCUCAGACAGAGUCCACCUUUUUUGAUCUACCUCUAGGUCUUGCUGAUGCUCCUCAGGAGGUCUGGGCACCGGCAGAACCCAGCUCUUCUUAUGACCAAGCCGAGGAGGUACCUGAGGUGCAGGCCUUCAGGUCCCCCCACACCCCGGAAGCCACCUUUACACCUACGGCUGCAGGGCUUAGAGGGGAGGAACUCACCCUCUCAGCCCUGGAUGAUAGGAUUCAGGCCUUGGUAGACCAGGCAGUGGAGCGGGCCCUUACGAUCCGGACCCCGUUGGUGCCCAGAGCGGAAUCCUUGCUCUCCAUUCCUCUUUCAUGUCCAGUAUCGCACAGUUCUCGAGACCCUCCUUCUCCCUCCUAUUCUUUUUUAAGCGGGGUCUCAGCGACCCCAGAGCAGGAUCAGGCGCUCGACGCUUCAUGGUCAGAGGAGGAGGAACCGAUUCCGGAUCCGCCCCCGUUUGGAGGGCUAUUUAAUCCAUCGCUUUUCCUCCCUCUGCUUCGCAAGGUUAGCUCAGUACCACAUGGGAGAACCAGCCAGCCCGCCCCAGGAGCUCCCUCAACAGAUCCAGAGGCGGACCCUGUCUUCAUUGAACCAGUGGCCACCCAACAUCAUUUCCAUGUCUAGCCUUGUUCCUCAACACAGU